GGAGGUUAUGUGGACUGACUUUUUCUGGACAUUCCAUUCCGACUGACAGCUCUGGACUUACCGAUAUUUGGUGGAUUUCUAGUCACAAAAAAUCGGUCUAAUUGAGCAUCAUGGCUGAGUCUGGGUUCCCAUUACCACCAGAGGCUUUCUGUCCCCUGUGCGCAGACACAGUGAGAGACCCAGUCACUGUCGCCUGUGGUGACACUUACUGCUUGGAGUGCAUCAAGAUUUACUGGGAUCAGUUCGACCACAUCGGUGUGUACAGCUGCCCACAGUGCCAUGCAACCUUCACACCUCGGCCUGUCCUGAAACGAAACCUGCCCAAUGUAUACCAAGAGCCACAGCGACAGCUUCCAGAGCUUACUCCUUUCCCCUACUUGAAUCGUGAAGUCUACUGUGACUUCUGUGUUGGCCGUCGCAACAGAGCUGUCAAGUCUUGUCUGAUGUGCUUGGCUUACUACUGCGAAACACAUAUCAAGCCUCAUUUUGAGUCAGCUACAUUCAAGAGGCACAAGCUAGUGGAUGAGCUGGGUCAUCUGGACAGGAAGAUCUGCCCUCAACAUGAGAAAGGCCUGGAGCUGUUCUGUCGCACUGACCAGAUGUGUAUUUGUGUGCUGUGUACUGUCAGAGAGCACCGCAGCCACAACAUUACCUCAGCAGAAGAAGAACGCAUUGAGAAACAAAAACUCCUGGUAGUCACCCAGACUGAAGUCCAGCACAUCAUCCAGGAAAGGAUGAAGGAGCUCCAGGAUCUUAAGCAUAAUGUUGAUGUUCUAAAAAGUGCAGCCCAACGAGCACAAGCUGAAAGUGACAAGACCUUCUACGAAAUGCUGCAGGCGGUAGAGCGCUGGAAGUCUGAAAUCAAUCAAAUGAUAAUGGCCAACAUGCAGUCAGCAAUGUCACAGGCUGAGGGCUAUGUGAAUCGUCUGGAGCAGGAGAUAAUGGAGUUACAACGCCGAGAUGCAGAACUACGACAGAUCCUUGACACGGAGGACAACAUUCAUUUUCUGCAGAGUUUCCCAACCCUCUGUGUUGCACCGGAGGCCAUGGUGCCCAAAGUGCUCAUUAAUCCUCAAUUCUCUUUUGGAGAGAUGAGCAAAACAGCCACUGACAUGAAAGAAAAUCUGGAUAAUAUCUGUAAAAAGGAAGUGGUCAAACUCUCCAAGACAGUAAGUGAAACUUCUGUGUACAUAAUUUUGCCAAGAAAUGGAGGCAAACGACUCAAAGGUUUUCCUAUCCAGACAGUUCCUUCGAAUGCAGAUAUACAGGAGCCAAAAAUCAGAACAGACUUCUUGAGAUAUGCCGUCAAGCUGUCCUUUGAUCCUAACACAGUCUAUAAAGAGCUGGUUUUGUCAGAAGGGAAUCAGAAGAUCACCCGGAAGAAAUUAGUCCAGUUUUACCCAGAUCAUCCAGAGCGCUUUGAUGGCUUCUCCCAAGUGCUCUGCAAGGAGCCACUCACUAGUUUCAGGUUUUACUGGGAGGCUGAGUGGAGUGGGGAGUUUUCCAUAGGGGUGGCAUAUAGGAACAUCAGCCGCAAAGGGAAGAAUUCGCAGAGCCUGCUGGGCUACAAUAACAAGUCUUGGAGUCUCCUUUGCUCAGACUCUGGUUACUCUGCCUGGCACAACAAAGUAGACAGAGACCUCCCUGGUGCUCUCAAGGCUACACGCAUUGGUGUGUACCUGGAUUGUGCUGGGAAUACACUGGCGUUUUACUCAGUGUCAGAUACUAUGGAGCUUAUCCACAGAUUCAAAACUCAGUUCACUGAGCCUUUGUAUGCUGGUUUUGGUGUAGGCUCCUCAGUUACCCUCUGCCAACUAAAACAGCCUAACUAAUUAAAAAAACACACACACAAAUUACUCAGUAUAAAUGAAGAAUUCAUACUCAUAAAAUGGCUUUUUGGGCCACGAGUUCUCUUUUGACUCUGUUUUUUAACUCUACUGACUACUGUGGAAAACACAAAUCUUUAACUGCUGGAUGCUCUCCUAUAUUCACCAGUUACCCCUGUUUGUCUGUUUGAUGGUAAGAAGUGUAUGUACCGAAAGAUUAUAGUGUUCUUUCAAUGAAAAGAGUGAUGCAAUACAGCUGAAGAUUGUUUAAUGAAUUGUGGAGAUGAACCAGAAAAGAGAAGUUGUGGGCUCAGCAGACAGACAAAGACCUGAUACUUGCUAAAGGCUUCCUUAAGCUGAAAAGAGUGCUAGAUUUUAGGGAACAUCUUGUUGUAUUCAUCAGUACAAAUUAUGUUUUCUCAUUGUCACACACAUUCACAUAGUCAUUUGAAGUAGUGUUAUCAUUAAAAUAUCAAUUAGAGCCACUCAGAUAAUUACCAUCAAUCAGACAGCUCCUGUAUAGUCUCAAAUACAUGCAUAUUUGAUAUUUUAUUUAUUUCUAUUUUAUUUUUCUUAUUUACUUUAUUUAUGUCACACAUAUAAUGUAUUUUACUACACUGACUUUUCAGCAAUUACUGCACUUAAUAUUAAGGUUCCAACUUCAUAUUUACGUCUGACGAUACCCAACCACACUCUUUCCUCUGGUUGAGUUUGGUCAGUAAAGGUGAUCUUUUGCAGCUGUGAACUGAUAUCAUGGGAUCCUGGAUACUUCUAAAAAUCUCUGAAACAUCCUGGCCCAGGUGAAAAUGCCUCAGAGAGGAAGAACAACACACUGAAUAGAAACAUUUUUCAAAUGAUGUAAAAGGUACAGCACAAUAAAACAUUGUGGGUCAUUUUACGAAUAUCCAGUUGCUGAUAUGGAAAUUACAGCACAGAAUAAUGCCCUGUUUGUAAGAUGAGUAAGAGACCAAAUGUGAGUAUGUUUGUGUUAUUUAACCACUGGAUGGCACUGUUUCCAAACUGCCCAUACAUUGGUACAGUAUAUGCCUCUUUUUAGGCUCC
Messenger RNA from Archocentrus centrarchus (flier cichlid), 2888 nucleotides. RefSeq names its product finTRIM family, member 84 (gene ftr84). Gene Ontology annotation, molecular function: protein binding; zinc ion binding. NCBI's taxonomy places the organism in Eukaryota, Metazoa, Chordata, Actinopteri, Cichliformes, Cichlidae. Bases 111 to 1832 code for a protein of 573 amino acids. The record is from RefSeq and is a predicted model, not a curated record. The transcript has 7 exons.